Messenger RNA from Candidula unifasciata, 366 nucleotides. The record is from the annotation of a GenBank genome assembly. Lineage: Eukaryota; Metazoa; Mollusca; Gastropoda; Stylommatophora; Geomitridae.
AUGUAUCACGAUUUAUUUUUAACAAACACUACAAUUUCUCACCAACAACAGAACACUACCAUUUCUCACCAACAACAGAACACUACAAUUUCUCACCAACAACAGAACACUACAAUUUCUCACCAACAACAGAACACAACAAUUUCUCACCAACAACAGAACACUACAAUUUCUCACCAACAACAGAACACUACAAUUUCUCACCAACAACAGAACACUACAAUUUCUCACCAUCAACAGAACACUACAAUUUCUCACCAACAACAGAACACUACAAUUUCUCACCAGCAACAGAACAUUACAAUUUCUCACCAACAGAACACUACAAUUUCUCACCAACAACAGAACAUUACAAUUUCUCACUAA